Drosophila sechellia is the source of this 717-nucleotide messenger RNA. RefSeq names its product homeotic protein female sterile-like. The transcript has 3 exons. The record is from RefSeq and is a predicted model, not a curated record. The coding region runs from base 1 to 717 and encodes 238 amino acids. NCBI's taxonomy places the organism in Eukaryota, Metazoa, Arthropoda, Insecta, Diptera, Drosophilidae.
AUGCCAACACCAAUACCGCUAACGAAAGCCAAGAAUCCGCCGCCACUGCCCCAUGAGUUGCACAACAACAUCAACAGCCAGUAUAGUAGCAGUGCGGCGCCCAGCAAUCAUCAACCUCAUCAGCAUACGCAUCCACACCCACAUCCUCAGCAGCAGCACCAGCAGCAGCAGCAACCACAUUCAAACACAAAAACGCUUAACACGAACAGCAACAACACACAAGGAACACCAACAACGGGAACGGGAGCAGCAACAACUGCCAGCAAACAACAACAGCAACCGGGAAACACCACCAACACACCAAUGAAGGCGUCGCGUGAGGCGACUCCCACAAGGGAGCAGCAUCAGCAACAUGCCACGCCCACACGCGAGCACCAGCAACAAACGCCCACUCGGCAGCAGCAACUGCAACGCGAACAGCAGCAGCAACACCAUCGCGAUAGGCAGCAACAUUUUCGCGAGCAACGCGAACAACGCGAGCGGGACAACACCAACAUGGACACAAACACCACCCCCACCACCAACAUCAUCAUCAAUAUUCAUCCGGAUCACAGCAGCAACACCAACGCUACAGCAGCAGCAACAACUACAAAUCUCAUAAUAAUUCCGUUUACCAAGCCAAUUUGCUUUGCUUGCGAGACAAAAUCCCCUGGAAAACCCCAAAAAUCGUACCUCCAUUCUAUUCUGUUCUCUGAUCCCAUUCAAGAUGACAAUUAG